Molecule: messenger RNA, 3344 nt
Organism: Pantherophis guttatus
Lineage: Eukaryota; Metazoa; Chordata; Lepidosauria; Squamata; Colubridae
Source: RefSeq, a predicted model, not a curated record
UGGGCUCAGCCCCCCAAUUAAGGGGGUCGAGGUUGGCCCUCUAAGUAUGAAACUGUCGUCGGAGGAACUGGAGCCGGUGGUGCUCUCCUCCAGCUGGAAUAACCAAGGCAAGUUCUUGCACCAUUUUGCCCAGGAGGGGGCGCUGCGGCAUCGAAGGCAAGCUGAGAAAGGGAAGCGAUUACGGCCUUGCCGGAUGGGAACCAUCUGCGCCGCUCACUAUGAAGUGCAAGCCACCGUAGGACGAGCUGGGAUGCAGGCAGAUGCCAACGGGACCAUCCGCGGAUGGGCAGAAGCCAAGCUCAACGCCACCAACCCGCUGCGCUACGACAACAGCCGCGGAGAGUUCACAGUGAUCAAACGGGGCCUUUAUUACCUGUAUUGCCAGGUCCACUUCAACGAGGGGAAGACGGUCUACAUGAAGCUGGACGUGAUGUUGAGCGGCCAGCUGGCCUUGCGCUGUUUGGAGCAGUUCCCCCCUACUAGCUCGGGACCCCGGGAAGCCGAACUGCACGUGUGUCAGGUGUCCGGAUUGCUUCUCCUGCGUCCCGAAGCCUCCAUCCGUCUUCGCACCAUCCCGGACGUCCGUCUGAAAGCGGACCGCUACCUCACCUAUUUCGGCCUCUUCCAAGUCCACACUGAUGUUUGGGUCCCGGCCAGCAGGGGACGGCAGAACCCCAAGGAAGUGGACACCGGGCUUUCGCCGAACAGGGAAGGCCGAAGGGUCGAAGGGUCAAAGUUCCCCAUUGGCUGGAAAGCGGGGAACGGGGCCGAGCCCUGCCCCGGUGUUCGGUUUCAAUGGCUGAGAAGCCCAAGUCCCAUCAUCCCAGCCGACGUGGCUGUGGUUGGGGCCCUCCGGGGCCUUCCAGACGGGGAGCUGGGGCGGGGGGCAGCUGUGGCUUAUGGGGGUGAAGUGGGGAUACCGGUCAUGUCUGGAGGUCCUGACCCCUCGGGGGAGCCUUCGAGAUCUGCGGCAGUGCCUAGACCUCAACCGGGCACCGGUUGCUGUGGUUGCAAGCCUAGAAUUAUCUGCGGGGCCGAUUUUGGGGGGGCGAGGAGCCCCAGGCCUAUCCCCCCACUUUUGGGGACUGCGGGGGUCUCGGAAUUGGGCUCUGUGGGGCAGGAAGCCCUCAAGGAGAAGCCGAGAUCCGGGAAGAAACUGGAAAGAACGAUGCCUCUCAAGAUUUGGAGAGGGGUGUUAAGCCCCUUCCCGGGGCUCGAUUCCUGGGGGCUGAGGCAGCAGCGCCCCCCAACCCCUUGGGCCGCCGUGGGGGUCCUGGCGGUGGGUUUGCUGGUCUGUCUCUUCGUGCUCUUCAGCAUCCAAGCCAGUCUGGAAAGUUUGAGAGAGGAGCUGGCCGCACUGCGGAGAGAAGGGGUGUGCCAGGCUCCUGGGACGGACGACAAUCGGGGUACCCCCGACUCACGGCAGAGGGAGGUCGGCAGCCCCCUGCCCGCCGCGCGAAGGACGAGAUGGACAAGGGAUGCGGGGAAGACACCCCAAGAUCUUCUCUCACGUCGCUGCAGAAAACAUUCGGUCUUGCAUUUGGUCCCUGCUCGUCAUUCCAACAACGAGGAGGGCGAUGCCACCGAGAUCUGGUGGGCCCCUUUCCUGCAACAGGGGCGGGCCCUGGAGCCCAGCGGGCAAGACGUGGUCAUCAAGAAGACGGGCCUCUACUUCGUUUACAGCCAGGUGCUGUAUGACCCCACUUUUACCAUGGGGCAGGUCUUACGGCGAGUCGCCUUAGGCAGGCCGGAUCAAAUCCUUUUCCGCUGCAUCCAGAGUAUGCCCCCGAAGGUGGAGAAGGCAUAUAACAGCUGCUACAGUGGAGGGGUUUUCCACCUGCAGCAGGGAGACCGUCUGAGUCUGCGCAUCCCCCGUUUCAACGCCUCCUUCGACAUCUCCACCCAUGGGACUUUCCUGGGCGUUCUCCGUUUGUAGAUCAUCUUUGCAGACCCCCGUCCCACCUCUGAGAAAGAUCCCCACAAAUCACGGGGUUCUAAAUUCAGAAGUGUCUCCUUCAUUAUGGAUUGCGGUUCGGGGCGAGGUAGACUUGACACAGCCGGGAUGCUCGGAUGCAGGAAAGAGACCGAUUCAAGAUGACGGUGGCUGAGAUUUCCUGCAGAAAAGCGGGGCAGACAAACGGAGCCCACCCUGGCUUAGAUUUCCGGGACUCCUUUGGAGAUCCUUCAGCUGGGAGAUCCUUAGAAUCUGCUCUUUGAGUUUGGAUCCAGCAAGAUCGAAGUCGCAACCAAUAUUUUCUUGCCUUUUGGAAUGAUGUUUUGCAAAUGUCCAGGAUCCGAGAGAUCUAACCCAGUUUUUCUCAAAUUGGCCGCUUUAAGACAUGUAGAUUUCAACUCCCAGAAUUCCCCAGCCAGUUCUUUUUUUUUCCACUUUGCUGAAUAUCAAGAUAUAUUAUGUUUACCGCAUACCCACCAUCUAUUAAGAAAGAUGGUAAAAAAUUGCAAUAAAGGUAGUUCUAGCCGCCUUUGUUCUUAUCCUAUCCAUGCUGAAUUCUGGGAAACCUUUCCCUGCUGGGGAAUUCUGGGAGUUGAAGUCCACAAGUCUUAAAGCGGCCAUGUUUGACAAACACUGGCAUAACUCCAUUUGCUGAAUCCCUCCUUUUCUCUGAAGCGGGACACAAGACGGAUGAAAUUCAGAUAGUCCUCAAUUUAUGACCGUUGGUUUAGUGACCCGAGUUACAACAAGCACUGAAAAAAGGAUCUUACAACCGCUCCUCACACUUACAACGAUCACAGAAUACUUGUGGUUCCAUGAUCAAAAUUUGGGCGCUUGGCAGCUGGCGUGUAUUUAUGACGGUGGCUGCGUCCCGGGGUCACUUGAUUUCCCCCUUUUACGACCUUCCCGUGCUGCCUUCUGACAAUGCGGGAAGCCGGAUUCGCUUAACGACUCCAAUUCACUUAACAACCACGGUAUCAAAUCCGGGGCGACUCACUUAGGGACCGCCUUGCUUAGCAAUGGAAAUUCUGGUCUCGGUUGCCGUCGUAAAUCGAGGACUACCUGCAAAAGCAGCAGAGGCAUUGUUAUCCCCUGGUUUAAACCUUUCUUCCAAAUGCAAUCUUGGUUUGAUACCCCUCUUUUACCGGGGGGAAAAAAAUGCCAAAUAUUUGAUGUCGUUUUACAAUCGCAAUGCAUAAAAUCUUGCAAGGAUUCCAAGAUGUUUCUUAUUUGCCAUUUGCAACCGUUGCAUUGUAAUUAGAAAAAUGUAUUUUUGCCCUUUUGGGCAAAAGAUUGUGGAGAACCUUUUUUUUUUUUUUUUUUUUUUUUGAAGGGGUAGCGGGAAAAAAAGCACUUUUUAAAAAUAAAAAUAAAAAGGUUUUUUUUAAAA